Messenger RNA from Hibiscus syriacus, 609 nucleotides. RefSeq names its product huntingtin-interacting protein K-like. The transcript is spliced from 4 exons. The coding region runs from base 107 to 427 and encodes 106 amino acids. Gene Ontology annotation, biological process: negative regulation of apoptotic process; protein stabilization. NCBI's taxonomy places the organism in Eukaryota, Viridiplantae, Streptophyta, Magnoliopsida, Malvales, Malvaceae. The record is from RefSeq and is a predicted model, not a curated record.
GUAGGGAACUUGAAAGUCGGGUGGAUCAACAAGUUAGGGUUUUAGUUUUGUUAUUCUUCUAGCUGGUUUCCCUUACCAUAAGUCACCAAAGCAAAAGAGCAAGCAGAUGGAAGCCGGAGAUGGAGGCGUUGACUCCAAGGAUUUGCAACAGCAAAGCAAAGCCUUCGAUAAACUCACCGACCGUGUCGAAGACCGCCAGCUCGAUUCUUCUCGUGCCCAAUCGGCCAUGGCAUCGAUUGCAGCUUCUGCUGAAGCUGAAAAAAACGCUAUGAGAUUGAGAGAGAAAGAAUUAGCUGCUGUUAAGAUUAAUGCAGCUGAAGUGGACAUCAUUGCUAACGAAUUAGAGUUGGACAAAAAGGUUGCCGAGAGAACACUCCGUGAGCAUAAAGGUGAUGCCGUUGCUGCCAUUCGAUCCUUGCUUCACUAGACGGAGCUGGCGGCAUAGAUUGUUAUUUCUCGAGGUCCCCCCCCCCCCCAAAACAGAAAAUAAUGUGUAAGACGUAGUUCUUCAAAAUCUAAACAUAAAUAGCUACAUUGCAGUGGUUAUCACUGUAAUCUAGUCAGAAUCAUUUUAACCUGGUUUUAAACGUAAUGGCUUUUAUGCUUAUU